AUGCUACCCACUACUCAAUCUGGAUCAUCAGGAAAUACUGUUGAUGAUUGUACAAUAUGCUUGAGUGCUCUUGCACAAGGCACUCCUCUUUUGACAUUGUCCUGUAGUCACAAAUUUCAUUUUCAAUGUCUAGCAUCGAACAUUAAAGCAAAAAAUAAAGAGUGUCCUUUAUGUCGUGCUGCUGUUGAGGAUUCGAUUAUUCAAUUAUUAGGAGGUCCUACUCAACUACCAUUGCAACAACAACAACAAAACCCAUUCGGAUUUCAAAUUCCAAGUCCAACUCCACCUCCUAUAGUAAGUAUUGUUCCCUCGGUCGAAGAUUUGGUCGAUGAGGUUGCUGUACGAGAACUUUGCGAUCGUCUCGCUUCUGCUCGUCAGGUUGCAAUUAAUUCAAUUAAUAAUACUGGCAAUCUUCCAUUGAUAACUGCUACAACAACAUUAGAAUAUGGAGCUCAAGUCUCGUAUGAAGAAUCAAAUAUUUACGGUCUUGUUACUCUUCAAGCACCAACUAUUAUCUUACCAGCAGAAGCCGGAUCGCUAGUUUCGUCUCGUGUUCCAAUUGAUCUUGUUUGUGUUGUUGAUCAAAGUGGAUCGAUGUCAGGUGAUAAAAUAGCCUUAUUGAAACAAACCUUGAUCUAUAUUGUCGAACAAAUGAAUGAAUUCGAUCGAUUAGCUAUUAUUUCAUUCAAUACUACAGCUUUCGAUCGUUCACAUGGUCUCAGACGAAUGAAUCAACAAAAUAAACAGACCUUGACUAAUGCGAUUAAUACUGAUAUAACAGAUGGAGGCGGUACUUAUAUCGGAAGUGGAUUGCAAAUGGGCAUCAACUUGUUAACUAGUCGCCAAACAAAAAAUCCAUUGAAUGCUAUACUUUUGCUUACUGAUGGUCAAGACAAUGACACUCAUGAUUACACACAACUAAUGCAAACUUUACCCAGUAGUGUUCAAUGUCACACUUUUGGUUAUGGGCCUGAUCAUACAGCCUCAUUAUUAGUACAACUCGCCGAGCAAGGAAAUGGAGGAACAUUCACUUAUAUUGAUGAACAACAUGCCAUAGGUCCUGCAUUCGCGAUGGCUCUCGGUGGUCUAUUCACAUGUAUUGCACAAGAAGUUCAUAUCAAUAUUGAAUUCAUCGGAGAUUAUAAGAUCACUCAUGUUCAUUCGAAAUAUAAAUAUGAGCCUGAGCAAUUACCUUCACCAAAACUUGAUGUUAAAUUACAUGAUUUGAAUUCCGAGGAGAAGCGAAAUUUUGUUUUUCAACUACACGUACCAAAAUUGAACAAUAAUGAACAAAAUGUUGAUAUGACUAGUCAAGAACCGAUGUCAUUGACACAAUCUUCAGAAGAAAUACAACUAUUUGAAAAUCAAAUCAUUGGUAAUGUGACCGUCACCUACAUUGAUCCGAAUACUCGUCGCACAAUAAAAACUGAUCCAGUUUCUUUCAAUUUAGUUCGAGAUUCUCAUCCUCCAACAGAUCUGUUUCGUGUCAAUCAUGAACUUGAUAUUCAACGAAAUCGUGUAGAAACCACACAUGCACUCGCACAAGCAAUGGCUGAAUAUGAUUACCGGAAAUCACGUGCUAUUCUCCAAGCUCAAAUUGCUCUUAAUCGUAUUCGAAUUGGUCGUGAAUAA
Rotaria sordida is the source of this 1632-nucleotide messenger RNA. The record is from the annotation of a GenBank genome assembly. Lineage: Eukaryota; Metazoa; Rotifera; Eurotatoria; Philodinida; Philodinidae.